Molecule: messenger RNA, 1659 nt
Organism: Acanthisitta chloris (rifleman)
Lineage: Eukaryota; Metazoa; Chordata; Aves; Passeriformes; Acanthisittidae
Gene: CENPT
Product: centromere protein T
Exons: 11
Biological process (GO): mitotic cell cycle; chromosome segregation; kinetochore assembly
Cellular component (GO): kinetochore
Molecular function (GO): DNA binding; protein heterodimerization activity
Source: RefSeq, a predicted model, not a curated record
ACUGGACCAAACUCGGGACGCAACAGCAGCUCUGGCAGAAGCACCUUGGUGAAGCAGAGACUGACUAUGUUCCCUGACCUGGACAAUGACACACCACGGUACAUGCUCAGGAGAGUCAUCCGGACCCAACCACAAGUUUCACCUCUGGCGCUUCAGAUAUCUCACCAUGAGCACACAAAAGAAGCUCAACCAGAGCUCCCAGCUAAGAGGGUUUCCAGCAUGGGGGAACUGCAGCUGUCAGACGUUGCUCCUGAGAACACAUCUGUCGCCGUGUUCCGUAUGAAUAAGAAGAGAAAGAAACUCAGCAUGUCUGAGUUUGAGAGAGCGGCAGAUGAAAGACUUCCCCAGAACCAAGCUCGGUCAACGCUGGACAGCACUGCUUUGACUCGUUCUCUUCGGCUGUCUGUUGGUUCCUUAUUGGCCUCAGACACUGUGGAAAAGAAAGGUUUGCGGAGGCUAAAGCAGCACAAAACCAUUAACAUGGAGGCUUUUGAGGAAGGAGUGGAACAGAACAUGCUGAGGAGCAAAGCACAGAACUACCUUGUGGGCUCAGAAACAUCUGAGAUUCUGACAAGUGACGCCGAAAUCGUGCUGAACAGCACAGAGCUCUUUGUUCAGCCUCAAUUGGAUGAGCAGAGCCAAAGCAAGCUUUCUGCUCUUGAACCCCAGCUGUCAGGUUCGGAAACUUCACCACAGAGGAGCAAGAUAUCUGAUGCAGCUCAAGAGGAAGCAAGGCCAGGGGGCCAGAUGUCCCGUGUGGGCACAAAUGAGGGAAGGACCCAAAGAUACUCUGAGAGCUUAAACCUUGAGCCCGAGCAUGUUGACAGGAUAACUCCUGUAUCUCCAAAAACACCUACAAACCAGCAAGAAGACAAGCAAGAUCAUUCCCAGAAGAGUGCCCCAAUGGAAGAGCUUUCUUUUUCUGAAGAGGUGGUGGUUGGCAAACGUGAGAUUGCCAAAGAUGUUGGAGCUGGAAGUCUGGACAGGCAUUCUCAUGCUGCUUCCUCAUCUGAAAAAUCUGGGAUGAAUCCAGUAAAGAAAGAUGAUGAACAAGGAGAUGAACUGGAGGAUCAGGCUGUCAUGCUGGAAUUGGAUGGACUGGAGGAAGAGCCUGAUGAGGAUGAGGAUGAAGAUGAACACCCUGACAGUCAAGAGGUUUCCAUGAAGACUCCUACAUUUGUCCGUGCUGCAGUCUACAGGCCACAGCUGUCAACUCCACCUGCUGCAAAACCUGAAACUCCCAAUUUUUUCAAUUUCCUUCACAGGUCUCCCCUGCCACUGCUGAAGGCUAAGCCAGUUCCGAAAAAGUCAGGAGUGACCCAGAGGAAACCACGUGAGCCUCACAUAGCAAAGAGUUUGAUAAAGUCGAUAUUUAGCCAUUAUGCAAAGGUGUCAGUGACCAGGGAAGCACUCAAAAUUGUUGAAAAAUGCUGUGAGAGAUACUUCAAGCAGCUGAGCGAUGAUCUGGAAGCUUAUGCGAACCAUGCAGGGAGGAAGACAGUGGAGAUGGCUGACCUGGAAGUCCUGAUGAGAAGGCAAGGGCUGGUGACAGACAAGAUGCCAUUGAAUGUGCUGAUAGAGGAUUACUUCCCUCUGGAGUACCGGAAGCUCCUGAUUCCAAUUGCUGUGGGUGGAAAGAAAGUGAUCCCCAGCAAGUGA